AUGGCGUCCCCAAAAGAGGCCUCCUCCCGCGGGAUUCGCAUAGCCAUUGAUCGCGGUGGCACAUUCACCGACUGCGUAGGCAACCCGGGCUCAGGCAAAAUGGAAGACGACGUCGUGAUCAAGCUCCUCUCCGUCGACCCCGAAAACUACGACGAUGCGCCGCUCGAGGGAAUCCGUAGAUUACUCUCGAAAUUCAGCGGGAAAGAAAUCCCGCGCGGACAACCUCUGGAUACUAGCCAGAUUGAGAGUAUACGAAUGGGAACCACAGUCGCCACGAACGCGUUGUUGGAGAGGAAAGGCGAGGAUAUCGCCAUGGUGGUGACAAAAGGGUUCAAGGAUUGUCUAGAGAUUGGGAAUCAGAGCAGGCCGAAUAUCUUCGAUUUAGCAAUUCGGAAGCCAGAGGUGUUGUACAAGAGAGUGGUGGAGAUUGAAGAGCGAGUCACAUUGGAGGACUACGCAGAAGAUCCAGAACGUACAACUACGGAUGCGCCGACUAUCUCGGAAGCAGCAGAGGGUGCUGAGCUUGUCAAAGGGUUGAGCGGAGAGGCUGUGAGGGUCUUGCAACGUCCUGAUGAGAGCAAGAUUCGGAAACAGUUGCAAGAGGUGUUUGAUUCAGGAUUGAAGAGCAUCGCAGUAUGUCUGAUGCAUGGAUACACAUAUCCCCACCACGAAGCGGCGGUGGGUAGAAUUGCACGAGAAAUUGGUUUCGAGCAUGUCAGUCUGAGCCAUGAGCUCAUGCCUAUGAUCAAGCUCGUUCCUAGGGCGACUUCUGCUUGUGCGGAUGCAUACCUGACACCUGCUAUUCGAAAGUACAUUGAUGGCUUCCAAAAGGGCUUCGAGGGCGGCCUAGGAAGUGAGAGCGUCAAGAAGGAGUCGGGUGCAAAGGGUGCCAGAUGCGAGUUCAUGCAAAGUGAUGGAGGACUUGUGGAUGUCGAUGGCUUCAGCGGGCUGAAAGCCAUACUGUCUGGUCCCGCUGGUGGCGUCGUUGGAUACGCACUCACGAGCUACGACCCUGAAACUAAAACACCGGUCAUUGGAUUCGAUAUGGGAGGAACCAGCACAGAUGUCAGCCGAUAUGGAAGCGGACGAUAUGACCACGUAUUUGAGACGACAACAGCUGGUGUUACAAUCCAAAGCCCCCAGCUGGAUAUCAACACAGUCGCUGCAGGCGGUGGCUCCCGACUCUUCUUCCGCAAUGGUCUAUUCGUUGUCGGUCCUGAGAGUGCAAGCGCUCAUCCAGGUCCUGCAUGCUACCGUAAGGAUGGUCCUCUGACAAUCACGGAUGCCAACUUGUUCCUCGGCCGAUUACUGCCCGAGUUCUUCCCUAAGAUUUUUGGCAAGAAUGAAGAUGAAGGCCUCGAUGAGAAAGCCAGCGAGAAGCUUUUCAAAGAACUCACUGAGCAAAUCAACAAAGAGGAAGCUGAAUCUGGCAAGGAAAAGCAGAUGACCGCAGAUGAGGUCGCGUAUGGCUUCAUCAAGAUUGCCAAUGAGACCAUGACGAGACCAAUUCGAUCAUUGACAGAAGCGAGAGGUCAUGAUACGAGCAAGCAUCGGCUGGCAACAUUCGGUGGAGCAGGUGGUCAGCAUGCGGUUGCCAUCGCACAGGCACUGGGUAUUAGUCAGAUUCUUAUCCAUCGAUACUCUUCGGUCCUCUCGGCAUAUGGCAUGGCACUUGCAGAUGUUGUGGAUGAGAGGCAAGAGCCCGAGUCGAAGAUUUGGUCAGAUACUGACCCAGAAGUGCGAAAGUACCUGCAAGGGAAAAUGGAGGAGCUCAAGAAGAAGUCAACCACGGUACUGAAGGAUCAGGGCUUCAGCGAUGGUGAGAUUCACUUUGAAGAGUAUCUCAACAUGCGAUACCGUGGAACUGAGUCUGCAUUGAUGAUUGUGAGGCCAUCUCAGGAGGAAAUGGAGGAGUAUGGCGGCGACGAUUGGGCUUUUGGCAAGGCGUUUAUCAAGAACCACGAGCAAGAAUUUGGCUUCACCCUUCCAGACCGCGACAUCAUCAUUGACGAUGUUCGUGCUCGUGGCAUUGGCAAGACUUUUGAAGGAUUGGAGAAGACGGUCGAUCAGCAACUCAAGGAGAUCACGCCCAAAGACAYUGGCAAAGAGGACAAAGUGCACGGCAAACAAUCCGUAUACUUUGAAGGCGGUCGACAGGAAACUUCAGUCUACAAACUGGAAGAUCUCGACGUGGGCGACCGUGUUAGAGGUCCGGCUAUCAUCGCAGAUGGCACGCAGACCAUCGUCGUCACUCCAGAAGCUUCCGCUUUGGUGAUCAACACUCACGUGGUCAUCAACAUUGGCGAGACCAACAGCCAAGAUAAGAAGGUCACCACCAAGGAGGUCGAUCCAAUCAUGCUUUCCAUCUUUGCUCAUCGCUUCAUGGCCAUUGCAGAGCAGAUGGGACGCGCUCUCCAGAAGACCAGUGUUUCGACGAAUGUCAAAGAGCGACUUGAUUACUCCUGCGCGCUGUUUGAUGCUGAUGGUGGCCUUGUAGCCAACGCUCCUCACCUCCCCGUUCAUCUGGGCAGCAUGUCCACUUGUGUGAGAAAGCAGGCCGAAAUCUGGCGUGGCAAGCUCAAGAAGGGAGAUGUUCUUGUCUCCAAUCAUCCCAUGUUUGGCGGCACUCAUCUGCCGGAUAUCACUGUCAUCACCCCGGCGUUCUCAGGAGACCAGAUUGUCUUCUACGUUGCGUCGCGAGCCCAUCACGCAGACAUUGGUGGAAUCCUUCCUGGCUCUAUGCCACCGCAUUCAAAGGAGCUGUUCCAAGAAGGAGCUGCUAUCAAGUCGGAAAAGCUCGUCUCUGAAGGCCACUUCAAUGAGGAACGCAUAAUCGAACUCCUCCAAGACGAGCCGGCAAAACAUCCUGGCUGCAGCGGAACAAGAUGUCUCGCCGACAACCUCAACGACCUGAAAGCACAAAUCGCCGCCAACCAAAAAGGCAUCAACCUCAUCUCAACCCUCAUCGAAGACUACGGUGAGGAUGUGGUACAAUUCUACAUGCACAACAUUCAAGACAACGCCGAGCUCAGCGUCCGCAACCUGCUGAAGAGCGUCAGCUCCCGCUUCUCAGGCCAAGAUCUCAGCGCAACCGACUACAUGGACGAUGGCUCUCCCAUCAAGUUGAAAAUCACAAUCGAUGCCGAAAAGGGRGAAGCAGUCUUUGACUUCACCGGCACUGGUCCUGAAGUGUAUGCCAAUUGGAAUGCUCCAGAGGCAGUGACAUACUCCGCCAUCAUCUACUGCCUCCGCUGUCUCAUCAGCGAAGACAUUCCCCUCAAUCAAGGUUGCUUGAAACCAGUCACCGUCAUAAUCCCUCCGAAAUCUUUCCUCUCGCCUUCUGGAGGCGCCGCGGUUGUGGGAGGGAAUGUCCUCACCUCCCAGCGCGUGACGGAUGUCGUGCUCAAGGCUUUCCAGGCUUGUGCCGCGAGUCAGGGAGACACGAACAAUUUGACAUUUGGGUUUGGAGGAAAUGUCACGGGGGAGAAAGUUGUAAAGGGGUUUGGAUAUUAUGAGACGAUUGCUGGCGGGAGUGGUGCAGGGCCUACGUGGGAUGGGACGAAUGGUGUGCAUACGCAUAUGACGAACACGAGGAUUACGGACGCGGAGGUGUUUGAGAGGAGGUAUCYGGUCUUGUUGAGGGAGUUUUCGUUGAGGGAGGGGAGUCAUGGAAAAGGGCAACAUAAAGGUGGGGAUGGUGUUGUGAGGGAUAUUGAGUUCCGGCGGGCGGUGCAGGUUAGUAUAUUGAGUGAGAGGAGGGUUUAUAGACCUUAUGGGUUGGAAGGUGGGGAGGAUGCGCAGUGCGGGAGGAAUAUAUGGGUUAGAAAAGUGCAGAAGGUGGAAGGGAGUGAGGAAACUGGGCCGAAUGAGAAGGAGGGUAAUGGGGAGAAGAAGGACGAGGAGCAGGAGUGGCGGUAUGUUUCUCUAGGAGCGAAGAACACGGCUGCCAUGCAAGCUGGCGAGCGUAUUAUUGUGGAGACGCCUGGUGGAGGGGGAUGGGGUCCUGUUGGAAAGGAAUCUGCGAAGAAGGAGAAGGAUGACCCAAGGAAGAAUUGGACGGGUGGAUCAGUCGCGAGUCGACAGGCCGAGGCCGAAGCAUCUGCUUGA
Molecule: messenger RNA, 4107 nt
Organism: Ramularia collo-cygni
Lineage: Eukaryota; Fungi; Ascomycota; Dothideomycetes; Mycosphaerellales; Mycosphaerellaceae
Product: probable 5-oxoprolinase
Exons: 1
Coding region: 1-4107 (1368 amino acids)
Biological process (GO): glutathione metabolic process
Cellular component (GO): cytosol
Molecular function (GO): 5-oxoprolinase (ATP-hydrolyzing) activity
Source: RefSeq, a predicted model, not a curated record